Halichondria panicea is the source of this 839-nucleotide messenger RNA. RefSeq names its product pre-mRNA-splicing factor SPF27-like. The record is from RefSeq and is a predicted model, not a curated record. NCBI's taxonomy places the organism in Eukaryota, Metazoa, Porifera, Demospongiae, Suberitida, Halichondriidae. The coding region runs from base 54 to 725 and encodes 223 amino acids. Gene Ontology annotation, cellular component: Prp19 complex; precatalytic spliceosome; catalytic step 2 spliceosome. Gene Ontology annotation, biological process: mRNA processing. The transcript is spliced from 10 exons.
GGAUGGGCUUUUUUCAGAAAACCUUAACCUUCACAUGGGUACGGAUUUAAGUGAUGGCUGCAACAGAGGUACAUUUGGAUGCUCUACCGUACAUUGAUCACGGCUAUGAUGAGCCUGGAGUGAGAGAGGAGGCUAUGAAGUUGGUGGAGGAAGAGACAAAGAGAUACAGACCAAAUAAAAGCUACCUUGACUACUUGCAACAACCAAAAGUGUCGUUCGAGACCCCCAUGCUGCGGACAGAGUUUGAGAGACUCUCGAUGAGGCAGCCCAUGGAGAUGCUCAGUAUGAAACGGUACGAGCUUCCCCAACCUGGAGUGGCCCAGAAAAACGACAUUGGUGCCUGGCAGGAGAGUGUCGACAACUCCAUGGCUCAGCUGGAGCACCAGGCAGGGAGAAUCAUUAAUCUGGAGCUGUUGUCUCAAUAUAGUAGCAACGAGUGGAAAGAGCAAAAUGGGUUUAUCACAAGAAUGAUUGAACAAGAACAGAAGACACUCAAAAAACUCAGAAAUCAAGUACAAGAAGUCAACUGGGAGAGAAAAACAAAACAAAUGACAGCUGGUGGGCACCUACAUGCACUUGAAAACCAUUGGCAAAGUCUGGUGCAAAAGAACUACGAGAUUGAGAGGGUGUGUCUCAAUCUAGAGCAGGAGGUGGGGUCGCUCAGGCAACAAGCCAUCGACAGAGGCUUGAGAGUAAGUGAAGACUUGUUUGAACAUUCCUUGUAGCUCUGAUCAAACUCUGCGUAGUUUAUCUCUUCUUUGUACAAUGAAAAUGAAACUUGAUUGUGCAUGCGUCAAAAAUGUUCAUAAAAAAAAUGUGCAUAAAAAUUAAUGCAUGAU